UCUGAUUUUCGACAAUUCAUCUCGAGUUGCACCAUCCACCCAUAAUAAUAACCUUCACCCCCUUCACCUCUCGAGCUGCCAGUACACUCUCUGCCUCUAUUCCGACCUUUCUACAGCUACAGUUACCGCCACUGCAACCGCAUCUAUGGCCAUCAUGGAUAGAAACGCUCCACAACAAUCGGUGUACCCCCGUAGCCAUGUUGGUUUCGACAGUAUCACAACCCAGAUUGAGCGCAAGCUCCUGAAGCGCGGGUUCCAGUUCAACGUUAUCUGUGUUGGUGAGUGCUUCAGUUCCAGACUCUAACUCUGCGGCCAAUUGCGCAUAUUGCAUAUCUGAUCGUCUCUGCUCCAGGACAAACCGGUCUUGGAAAGUCAACACUUAUCAACACCAUCUUUGCUUCCCACUUGAUUGACUCGAAAGGAAGACUCGAACCCAAUGAGCCUGUACGAUCCACCACCGAGAUCCAGACUGUUUCGCACGUUAUCGAGGAGAACGGAGUCCGUCUACGACUAAACAUCGUUGACACCCCAGGAUAUGGUGAUCAAGUCAACAACGAUAGAUGCUGGGAUCCAAUCGUGAAAUAUAUCAAGGACCAGCACUCGGCCUACCUCCGAAAGGAGCUCACCGCCCAGAGAGAGAGAUACAUUCAAGAUACCCGAAUCCACUGCUGCUUGUUCUUCAUUCAGCCUUCUGGUCAUGCGCUGAAGCCAAUUGAUAUUGUUGUGUUGAAGAAACUUUCCGAUGUGGUCAACGUCGUACCAGUUAUUGCCAAGUCCGAUUCGUUGACCCUCGAGGAGCGAAGUGCAUUCAAGGAGCGCAUAAAGGAGGAGUUCGCGUUCCACAACUUGAAGAUGUUCCCAUACGAUAACGAUGAGUUCGAUGAGGAGGAGCGAGCUUUGAACGCACAAAUAAAGGUCAGUACAUCCAAAUGCUGCAACAAAUAACAAAACACUAACUUUCUACAGAACAUUAUUCCAUUCGCUGUUGUAGGAUCAGAAAAGUCAAUUAUUGUUGGAGGCAAGCAAGUCCGUGGACGACAAAACCGAUGGGGUGUUAUCAACGUCGAGGAUGAGAACCACUGCGAAUUUGUAUACCUCCGAAACUUCCUUACCCGAACUCAUCUUCAAGAUUUGAUCGAAACCACUUCUCAAAUCCAUUACGAGACUUUCCGUGCCAAGCAACUUCUUGCACUUAAGGAGAGUAGUGCAGCCGGAGGUGGUCACAACGCUGGUAGCCGACCUAUCAGCCCGGCAGCCGAUCGAGAAUUGAGCAGAAACUCUCAAAGAAAUACCAUGAACGGUUACUAAACUGGGAGUUUUUGGUUAUGGGUGUUUGUGGUGGAUGGAGUUGUGUAUGACGGCAAGCGGUCAUCUGUGUAAAAGCGUCUCACGGGAUUUCCUUGAGCAGGCCAAGGUAGAGAGCAUCAAUGGCCGCCUCGAUACUGGCUCUACUUUCUUCUUUGCGAAUUCUCCAUAUUUCUUCUUUUGCCUAAUUAGC
Messenger RNA from Hymenoscyphus albidus, 1498 nucleotides. NCBI's taxonomy places the organism in Eukaryota, Fungi, Ascomycota, Leotiomycetes, Helotiales, Helotiaceae. The record is from the annotation of a GenBank genome assembly.